ACUUUCCAUUCAGUAAGAGACGCAGCAGAAAGGAAGACAUAGCCACCGAAAGAAAAACAAAGCAGGAACCGCAGGAACCGUGUACAUGAUGGAUUUGCCUCGACCAAAACUCUUCGAUUUCCAUGGAGUGUCAAUGAUCACUUAUUUCACAGACAACUGGGAGGCCAUUCAAAACUUUCAAGCCAGACCAGACGAUAUCCUUAUUGCAACAUAUCCCAAAGCAGGAACGACAUGGGUCUCCUACAUUCUGGAGUUACUGUACUUUGGUCAGACGUCUCCAGAGCGUCAGACCACCAUGCCCAUCUAUGAGAGAGUACCUUUUUUGGAGCUUACGUUCCCAAAUAUGGAUUCAGGAACAGACCUGGCAGACCAGCUCCCCACCACCCCCCGUCUCAUCAAAACUCAUUACCCAGUCCAGUUUGUGCCAAAGUCCUUUUGGGAGCAAAACUGCAGGAUGAUCUAUGUUGGACGCAAUGCAAAAGACAACCUGGUGUCUUUUUUUCACUUUGACCGCAUGACUGUCGCUCAACCAGAGCCUGGAGAUUGGAACAGCUACCUUCAGAGGUUCUUGGAAGGAAAAAUGGUGUUUGGAUCCUGGUACGACCACGUGAAUGGCUGGUGGAAGAAGAAACAGACUUAUUCAAAACUCCACUACAUGUUCUAUGAAGACCUUGCUGAGGAUACUGGACGGGAAAUAGACAAACUCUGCUCCUUUCUCGGCUUAUCUCCUUCAGCCGAGGAGAAAACCAGAGUCAUGAGUGGUGUGACGUUUGACAACAUGAAAAACAAUGCGAUGACCAAUUACUCUACUGAUCCCAGUAUGGAUUUCAAAAUCUCUUCAUUCAUGAGAAAAGGAAAAGUCGGCGACUGGAAGAAUCACUUCACUGUGGCUCAGAAUGAAGAGUUUGAUGAAGACUACAAGUCAAAGAUGAAGGAUCAAACUCUUCAGUUCCGCACUGAAAUUUGAGAAGAACCAUAGGAAGUGUGUACAGACAUCAAAAUGCUUUGAGAUCAGCUGGAUGAGACUUUUUUUUUUCAAGAGAAUUGUCUUAUCGAACUAUAAAGUGAUUUACACAAGUUUGAUCAGAAUCUGAACAUUAUAUAAUGGAAUAAAAAGUAAAGUCUACAUAUCAAUUUACACACAUGUCCUUGAAUGAAAAUUCUUCAAUGGAAGAAUUAAAAAAAUAAAAAUAAAAGUGGAA
Molecule: messenger RNA, 1202 nt
Organism: Salarias fasciatus (jewelled blenny)
Lineage: Eukaryota; Metazoa; Chordata; Actinopteri; Blenniiformes; Blenniidae
Product: cytosolic sulfotransferase 3-like
Exons: 7
Coding region: 86-967 (293 amino acids)
Molecular function (GO): sulfotransferase activity
Source: RefSeq, a predicted model, not a curated record